AAGGGCACAGAACGGCCUUCGGCCACGAGUCUCCAGAUCGUCCUACAGACACUAUAAUCUGAACUUGAGUGGCUUCCUUCGUACUUCUCACUAUGAUCGCCUUGCGGAUGAUGAUUUUAGCGGUGGUCGGAGCGUUGUUGAUGACUCAGGCUCAUGCCCUUCUCGCUGAACGUGAUGUCUAUCCCUCGGAAUGCCAAGGUUCUUUCAGCGUGCCUGCCUUGAAAGCGGUAAAUGAUCUGUGUCUUCAAUGCGAAAACGAAACUCGGGAUCGCACAACUCUAGGCAAAUGCAAGGCAAACUGCUUCAACAACUCUAUCUUCGCCGGUUGUCUCGAUUUGCUGCAACUGCCAGAAAGCGAAAAAGCUACGUACAUAAAGCAUGUGCGCUUGCUGGGUAAGUAGUCCCACUCCGCCUGCAGUGACCAGACGCUGUUACAAGAUAUCGGAAGGCAGGGCGUGCAGGGACUAACUGUUUGUCAUGAACGAAGCAAUGAAUUGUGUUUACUCUCGCCUAAAAUAAAUGUUUCAGUAAC
Penaeus chinensis is the source of this 532-nucleotide messenger RNA. RefSeq names its product crustacean hyperglycemic hormones-like. The record is from RefSeq and is a predicted model, not a curated record. NCBI's taxonomy places the organism in Eukaryota, Metazoa, Arthropoda, Malacostraca, Decapoda, Penaeidae. The transcript is spliced from 3 exons. Bases 93 to 401 code for a protein of 102 amino acids.